CCCUCAGGCGUAGGCUUGCAUCCAACGCUGAGUAGAAAGGUUUGUUGGUUGUGGCACCGGAAAAACAAGAUGGUGUGAGAAAAUACCCAACAACGGUUGACGAGCAGCCAAUGGGCCAGAACGGUACGAGCACACCAGUCUAUCCUCAUGGCUUCCGAGAUAGUUAACGAAGAUAGCUGUCAACUGUUUGAUCUCCGAUGCGACCCUUCCUGUGCCAAUGUGUGUCUCAAUGUUUACCUUCUCUGCGGCAUGUUGUGAUGAAGAUUGGAAUCAUGAUAGACCCACCAGCAAAAGCCAGUCUGCAAGAAGAGCGGGGAUUCACAUACUUGAGCAGGGACACGUCUCCAGAAGGUCGAGCACUCUUGCACAUAGAGGGGUGGACGGCAGGCCCAUGCGAGUCUGAGCACGGUGCUGGUCACAGACCCCGCGCGCAUAGUCCGUCAUGCCAUGACAACGGAGUGACUGACAUUACCUUGAUAUCAAUCCUUGACCAAUCGUCGUUCAAUUUACUGAAGAGGUAUGGAUGCAUGAGGAUGCAAUGCUGGCGCCAACCCGGCAGAGUUGAGAUGAAGAUAAAGUAUGAAAACAAGCCGUGUGGAAGUCUGGGGAGAUCCAGCCGCCAAACUAGAUUGACAAUAGAAUUGAAAGCUCCCCGCAGGAAACUUUCCAGAGAGACAGAUCGUGUGGGUUCACUGUACAUCUGAUUGACGAUUUGCACGAUGGAAUCCCCGGGCGAG
This is a messenger RNA of Aspergillus fijiensis CBS 313.89, 737 nucleotides long. RefSeq lists its product as uncharacterized. The record is from RefSeq and is a predicted model, not a curated record. Bases 198 to 704 code for a protein of 168 amino acids. The transcript has a single exon. Lineage: Eukaryota; Fungi; Ascomycota; Eurotiomycetes; Eurotiales; Aspergillaceae.